UGAAAACAAAGAAGGCUGCUCUGGAGCCUGAUGGGCAUGGCCCGCUUAUCUUUUUCACGACAUCCUUCAAGUUAUAAAGCAGUCUAUCAGGCAAUGUCGGCCAUUUGUAAGUCCCACCAGCUGCUGGAUGCAUCACAGAUACUUCAACAGCAUGUUCAAAUACUAUAGAGGUUAUUUCACCAGGAUAUUUGAUGCCAUCGUAAUUUACCAAAACCCAUUCUCCAACACUGUAAGUGUCGUCAGUCACACCUGUAAAUAAAAAUAUAAAAAUAAUCACAAGAAUAAUAACUUUAUAAUAUGUUAUUCAUUUUAGUAAGCCGCCUAAAAAACUUACCUCCAAUGUUGUAAUUGUGUAGGUACAUCUUCGGUUAUUCCUUCAUAAUGUGUAUUCUCAAAGCCACUUUCAUCGACACGGCCAUUUGGUUCACUUUCAUUUUCUCCGUUUAUUUCAUUGUCUUUCCUGUAAUAACUUUCCAUGUUCUUUUUAGGCUUAUAUCCUUCACCAAGAAAGAAAUGGACACAUUUUUGUUGGCAGCUGAAGCAGCUUGAACUUCUGAAUUGCAGACCGCUACUACUCUUCCUUGAGCAGUAGACAACUUGAUGAACCUGUGGGAACACCAGGAUGAAGUCAGUAGGUGUGUUGGUGACUGCUAUGAAGAACUGCAUCGAAUUUGGACGGAUUGUGGCUACGAUGAGGGAACAUGUGAGAAGAGGCGUGGCGUAGUUGUGAAUCAUGUUAAGUUGCUUUUAAAAGACAUGGUGAAAGAAGAAACUGGACUUAAAAACAUUCUGAUAUCAAAAGUGGAAGAAGCACUUAAGGAAAUAACAUCUCUGUCCAAGGAGCUGCGCUGUGAUAUUCCUACCACUAGCUAUGAAAAUCUGCCAUUGAACAGAAUGGAGAAAGCAUUGAGGAGCACCAUAGAAGAACAUCGUCAGAUAAAGCGGGCAAUACUGAACAGACUGGCAGAGCUGAAAGAGAAGGAGAAAAUCAUCUGCAAGUCAUUGGCCAUUGACCCUGUCCAUUUUGCAGACAGAGUGCCCACACAGCAAGAGCUAGAUGAUUUUGAGCAGUAUUUGAAUGAUCAAAAACAAGAAAUGGCUCAACUGGAAAGUGUUUUCAAGAAAAGAAGACUUGAUAUAAUCACUUUGGUUAAGGAACUAGAAUGGAGUCCCUCUCUCCAGUUCGAAAAGAGUGUAGUUAAUGAUGAUGGUUCAUUUGUUUUUUCUGAUGCAAACAUGAGAGAACUAGAGAAUCUGCAUCAAAGAUUGAGCAAAGAUCUGCAGGAGCGACAAGCAUUGGUUUUAGAGCUACGUACAAAAUUGACAGAACUUUGGGACAGACUCUCGCAAGGUAUAGAGUACAGAGAGAAGUUUCUAUCAAGUGUUCGUGGCUGUGGAAUGAGCACAGUCGAUAAGUUAAAAAGUGAACUGACUCGGCUGGAGGAAAUAAAACGUCAGAACAUAAAGAAGUUUGUGGAGUACGCGAGGAGGGACUUGGAAGAGUGGUGGCAGAAGUGCCACUUGUCGGAGCAGCAGAAGCUCAGCUUCAUCCCCUACCACUCGGACUGCUACACCGAGGACCUGCUGGAGCUGCACGAGCUGGAGGUGCAGAAGCUCAAGUAUUUCCACCAGUCCAACAUUGAUAUAUUUCAACUUGUGCAAGAACGACAAAAUCUGUGGGACAGAAUGCUUUAUAUUGAAAACUGCACUCACGAUAAAAACCGUCUGUUUGGUAACAGAGGUGGAAAGUUGUUACAAGAGGAGCGUGAACGCAAGAAAAUCCAGAAGGAUUUGCCAAAGAUUGAGAAGAACUUGCUAGAUUACUUGAAAGUAUACGAAAAGAAACACAAGGCCCCCUUCAUGUUAGAUGGUCAGGUACUAUCUGAAGUGAUCAAAAACCAGUGGAAAGAACGUGAAGAGAACAAAGAACACGAAAAGCAGGCUAGGAAGAAACUGCGCGACCAAGAAAGUGCUGUGGAGUCGAGGUUCGGUGCGAGGAGUGCCAGUAAAGACAGCACUGGCAAGCGCAAGAGGGGCGCCACUCCAACUCCAACCACGCCCAGCUCUCGCAAGCAGCCAAAGCUAAUGUCCGGCAACCCAACUCCUUUGACAUCCAGCUCUCGCAAGGGGAAGACGUGGCGGCCUAAAGAAGAUCCAGAACGAAUCAGAAAGGCCGUGAGGAAGUCCCUGCGGCUGAGCGGCCACUUCCCGAGGCCUGGCUCAAGCCAAGGGUCCCCUCAGCCGAGCAUGAGCUGCCUUGUCCCCACCAGAGAUCAGAGCAUGGCCUCCACUGCUCUCUCAUACACACAUUUCAAGGGUCAGCUAGAACUACUCAAUACAGAAUCAGAGUGUCGCAGUUCUGUGAAACCAGGGGCUAAAAGUGAGACUCCGUUGAAGCCGUCACGGCGAGCGCUGACCCCAAGGAAUUUUGAAACCCCGAGGGUGGCGGCAGCCAGACUCCAGACUCCCGCCAUGAAGACUCCUCAGGGCAGAGCGCCUGCACCCCCGCGGCUCACGACGCCUCGCGUCAAGAUGCCAUUCCUUAUCUGAGUGUCACCUGACUGCCCAAAUGUAAAUAAUGUACAGCUUUUUUUACACGAUUUUGUUAUUUAUCUUCUUCUGUUCAGCAAAUGUAUCUUCUAGUGUUUGCACUUGUAAUAUUAUUUGUAUGUUUGUUCAUAUGUUGUAGAUAGGAAUAACUAAUGUUAAUUUUAAUUCUCGCCACUGUAUUUUGUAUUUGGCUUCAUUAGUGUUAUGCGGUAUUACAAGAUAUUACAAAAUAAUCCUGCAGAUAUCAUAAAUUUGCUUUAAAAAAAAAAAAAGAUUUAAUUACUCCUGAAGGAACAGUCAGGCAAGUUUAAAAUACAUACAAAGUAAAUCCUUAAAUGGCUCAAAAUCACUAAGGUGGAAAAUUUGCUUUCCCAAGAAAUUAAUUACUGAGAUCGUUACUUUAUUGAGUUAAUGAACAUAUCUGUGCAUUAACAAUAUACUUAAUAACUGAGUUAUAUUUUCGAGGAUUUUAAUAUAUUUACAUGGAAAGGCAUUACAGGAACAUGUCCUAAUCUACGAUAUUAGAAACUUAUCUUCAUGAAGUCACAUAAAACGCUAUACAGCCGCUCCUCGAAAUAAUGCUGUUAGAUUUGUGUGGUUAUGAGUACCAAUAAAUUACUGCAUUAUUUCAAGUAAAAACUAUUUUCAGCUACAUGAAUUUUUAUUUCAUUGCAUAAACAAUGGCAACUGCAUUUGUCUAAAAUUAAACAUAAUGCAAUGAAUAAUACUAAUGCAAAUGAAAGUUAAUACCCAUUCCUUAAUAGCUAUUUGCUUCCUUCAUUGCCUAUUUACGUGAACCCAAUUAAAAUGACAAAGUAACCUCAAACUUUUUACAUUAACCGCAUGUUUAUUUAAUAUCAUUUCGUGAACAUUUCCGGACAUGAUGACACGUUCUCAAACUGAUGAUUUUGUUUUCAAAAUGGAUUCUCUGGCAAAUUGCCACAUUCCCGAAUUUAUGAACAAUUGAUGUACGCUUUAUGAAUAAUGACUUGAAAGGUACUUACCAAUGAAUGAUAAUUUAAUUAGCGCGAAACACACACUCAGCCAGUUAUGUUAUUGUUUGCUCCCACUAUUGGAGUCAGUCACCUUGUGGGUGUGUUGACUUUAAAUUAUUUUCGGGCAAUUACAUCUGUGUUCUCAGAAAUGACGCAAGCAUUUCCGGACAAACUAUUUUAGCAAAUUUAUAUUUAAAAUUAGAUUUUUUUUAAAUGAUACUAGCAAAAUCUAUUUUUUUAGGCAUAAAAUUCUUGAUACUAGUAAUAUAAACAAUUGAAUAUUAUAAAUUUGAUUUUGAUAUGACUAAAUGAAGAUAGUUUUUAAUUUUUUACGUUAGGACGUGUUCUCAUAAUGACUUUCCAUGUAAAUAUACUAAAAUUGUUGAAAAUUUGAUUAAAUUUUGAAGUAUAUUGUGUGAUAUAUAGAUAAAAUGAAUUCAUUUCUUGGCAAAGCAAAUUUUACACCUUAGUAAAUUUGAGCCAUUUAAGGAUUUACUUUGUAUGUACUUUAAACUUGCCUGACUGUUAGUCUUCUAUACUUCAACUAGUGGUUUAGAUGUAAAUGCUGCAUACCUAAUACCCAUAAACAAACAUAUGGUAGCCAUCAACUUACAAAUGAAAAUGUUCAUCAAUCAUUUCUAAGUUAAUUUAGGACUAAUUUUUAAUAAUUUUUUUUAUUUUAAAUGUGGAAAUGGUUUUAAUUGUUUGUUUUACUAACUAGUUAUACGUACUAACUUUUAAAGGUUCACUUCUCAAAACUAAUUGUUCUUAAAAAAAAAUUCUACAGUCAUUCAAUUUUAAGUUGACAUGAAUACAUUAUAAACUGGCACAAAGAUUGACUGGUUGUUGUUGUUUUUUAUUAUUAUUAUUAUUUAAUUUAAUGAAGCAGUAAUAUUUUUUAUUGAUUAGGGUGGUUAUGGUUAAAAUAUAUAUCUGAGAAAUGGACAAAAGUACUACCAUAAAAGUGUACAAAAAUAUGGUUGCAAUAUAGCAAAAUGUAUCUCAAGUAUGUAAUACAAUUUUUAUAUUAGUUUGACUGGUUUGUUUUAGUUUUAAAUGAUGACAGAUAUAAGAAAAUAUUAACUAAACUUGCGAGCCAUAAUAAUCGACAUUCAUUGGGCGAUAUGUUUUUGUAUUUAACGAAAAAUGUGACAUAAUGAGAAUUUUUUUUAACCCAUGAGGAUUUAUUUACUUGUAAAAUUGAUUCUAUUUUCAAGUGCAAUUAUAAGUAUUACUAAUUAAUGUGAAAAUGAGUGUAAAAUCACGGUAGCGGACUAACUUUUCUUGUGUCAUCUAUUGGGACAGGGUCAUUCCAUAUGAAAUCAACCAGAGGCCUUAACCUUUACACCUUAGAUUUUCAUGUUUUUUGUAUAUUGGCAAUAUCAACUAAAUACAUCAUAAAUUUAUUUUUUCUAAAAAAAAAAUUUUGAGUUUUUUUUUUUUUUUAAUUUUUAAUUUUUGAAAAUUGCAAAAAUAGCCAAUUUUAGCAAUGUUUUGGAUCACUCAAAUACUUGUAGGUUUCCAACUAAUGGUGCUAGAAGGCUGUUUGACAGCUCAUUUUAUAGGUCAUUGAAUGGGCUUCAAUUUGAUAUGUAACAUGACCAACUUCGGGGAAAAAAAUAAUUUUUAUUUGUUUUCAAAAUUUUUAAUAUUGAAUUUCUAAAAAAAAACACCAUUUUCGAUUUUUUUUUUUUUUUUUUUUUUAAGUAUGUUAUUCGUACAUAUAUUGGUUAGAUUUGUGCCAAAUUUCAAGGUGGAGAAUAAAUGGGAUCAUGAGUAAAUAAAAAUGAGAAGUUUAGUAGAUGCUUAAGGGGGCAUGUUAGAUAAAAUAAAUGCUUUAAGUGUCAGUUGGACGUUAUUGGUUUUUGGAAGACAACAUUGAAAAACUGCAAAACAACAAUCCUACAUAAUGUUAUUUGCCAACUUUAUUAGCAGACGUCCUAAAAAGACAAUUCUCGAGCAUUGUUUCUUCCGCAGCAAUUAAAUGUUCGAAAUUACCAAGGCAGAAGUUUUGGCUUCAAGUAACCUUCAGUUUUUAAUUCAGCAAGAUCACGUGCUUUGUAUUAUCAUAUUGAUCAAAUGUUUAAUCAAAGAACACUGGAUGAAUGUAAGGUAAGAUUUGUUAUCCGUUUUUUUAUAAUUUGCAAAAAAAAUUUAGUCUACAACAAUAAAAUUUGAUGUAAAAUUAUGCUACUCUUCCUUGCUACAACUAUUUCUUAAGGCGGCAUGGUAUCUAAACCAGAGCUAAAUGCAUUAAUUGCCCAUUCAAUGACCUUUAAAAUGAGCUGUCAAACAGCCUUCUAGCACCAUUAGUUGGAAACCUACAAGUAUUUGAAUGAUCCAAAACAUUGCUAAAAUUGGCUAUUUUUGCAAUUUUCAAAAAUUUAUACAAAAAAAAUUACUCAAAAUUUUUUUUUUAGAAAAAAUAGAUUUAUAAUGUAUUUAGUUGAUAUUACCAAUAUACAAAAAAUCAUAUAAAUCUGAAACAUGAAGUUUCUAAAUUAAUUUUUCAUUGGUUGAUUUGAUAUGGAAUGACUCGACAGUGUAAUAAACACUAGCAUCUGCAUCACCAUGUGACGAAGCUUGCUUCAGUAUGCCUCUAACAACUUUUUAAACCUUGGUUUUUUGAAAGUUGGGUGUGCUAUAAGUCAUUGCUAGAGGCUGGAAAAAUUACCGUAUAAACCCACGUACCACCCGCACCCUUAUUUUUAGAAUGCCAUGGUGGGAAAAAAUGUUUUUAUUGCAAAUCUGCAUGGAAAAAAAUAAUUUAGUCAUGAUUUCUUUUCCUUUCAAACAGUAAAAAAUCGUAAAGAAUUACCAAAAAAAGUACUAUGCUACUUAUUACAGCCUCGGCAUUUGUAUUAAAAGUACAGAAGGCAGGCAACUGCUAUGUGGCAACAUCGCGCGAGUAGAACGUGGCAUCGACGCGCGCGAUCAAGAACAACACGCCGUGUAUGCGCGUGACCUUGCCCAGCUCCCAGCUGUUUACAGUUACAAUCUUCCGCGUCCAUUAUCGUGCGCCGGGCAAUGACCUCGUUCAAACAAAUAAACGAUAAAGCAUGCGAGUCCUAGCCACGCAUAAAAAAAAAACUAUUUUUAUUACAUGCAUAAUAAAAAAACCUUGUGCCUAAAUGUGGCAUAUUCUACAGCUUCCGCAGCUUUAACACAUGCCUCUGAAAUGCUAUUAAUUUCUCAUCGUAGCUUGUCGGUAAACGCUGGCAGAUUGUAGUACGCCGCCUCAUGGACAGACCCUUUCUUACCAUGAACCUACGCAUCCAGUUCCUACUUGCUUUAAAGCCUUCACCCACGCCAAGUUCACGAGCAAUUUGCAGUGCCUUUAGCGAACACAUUUCCGUGCUUACAGCGAACCCAAAUUGCAGUCUGUCCUGUAUGUAGUCGUAGAGUUUUUCCUCUAUCUCCAGAAUCUUUGCUACCGCACCACGGAACGCACGUCUAUCGCCACUGGCCGAAAGAUGUUUGUCUUUACUUUUCCUCCAAUCCCUCACACAUGAUUCGUCGACAUCAUAUCUGUAUUUUCGCCCAGCAGCACGGUUACCGAUUUCUUCCGUUUCACUGAUUACGUAUUUUUAAUUUUUCCACAACACUGUGAAAGAACGCAACUUUUUACGAUUCAUUACAAUACUUGCAGCCAACACACGUGUAAAACCACUGGGUACUUUGCAAAUGAGGAUAGGACAGUGCGUGGUAGCGCGCGUUUGUAACCAGUGAAGCUGCAGCGUGACAACGCUGUGAGAAAUGUGACCUUGACUGUCUGCCGCUUCCUUCCCCUCCUUUCCCCCUACCCCUCUUGCUAUCGCAGCAACCUCCAGUCGCGCCUGUGUUAUUUCAUCACCGUGCAAAAAUGGCCCAAGACCCACGUAACACCCGCACCCUACUUUUUCAAACCUGAUUUUUUUUUAAAAAGGUGCGGUUGGUACGUGGGUUUAUACGGUAGCAUGAAUAUUUUUUUUUUUUAACUGUAUAAUCUAUUAUCAUAAAAUUAUCAUUUUUAUGCUACUUAAAAAAAAUUGUUAAUGCCUGUCUAAAUUAAAAAUUCUAAUAUUUAUUUUACUAAAUAAAAUUACCUGUGUAAUAUACUACCAAAAAUGACAGUAAUUCACACCAGAUUGAUUGGUUUGGAAUUAUAUUUUGUUAUCUUGGAUACAUCACAGAGACAUGGCAAUGUAAGAAUGCAUGGUCACGUAAACUAGAGAAAGAAUAAUGACCAAUCACUACAUUGGUCAAGGUAACAUUUGAAGGAACACCUAUUAUGUGCAGUACUGCUGUGGUGUACUUACCACUAGCGCUAAAGCAAAAUGUAAUAUAGUACAACCUCUUUUGUUUUCAUAUUAUUAGCCAUCCACACAAGAGAAAAUCUACGGCAAAUAUGGUAGACAUGUUUUUGUGUAUUAAGCUGAAGUGCAGAGAAGUCUUAAAUGAAAAACAUACAUUAAAAAUAUUUCAUUAUACAUGCACAUGUGUCCCAGAAAAACUGCAAAAUACAAAUAUAAAAUGAAUCAGGUCACUGAAAUCUACAAGAUUGGUUUUUCUUCUACUUCUUCUAAAUGUGAAACAGUACCUACUUGUUAAAUGUGUAGCAGUUACAUAACAUUUUUAACAUAUAUAGCAGUGGGGAAAAGGCAUUUAUUUCAAAAUUUAGCUGGGGAAAAUAAUAUAAUUCAAAGAGUAAAUAAAAAAUAGCAUAGAUAGCAACUAAUUAUUCCUGCCCACUCACUGCAUGCAUCUCUAUCUUAGCAAAAUGUAUAGAUGCACCACUAGCAUUUGUGCACACACAUUGGUUCUGAUGUCAGAAAUGAGCUGUAUAAACGUUCUCUUUCUUUUUUGAUGUAAAUUAUUUUAAUUUAACAGUUAGCAUUGUAUUUACUCCAUUUAUGAAGAAAAAACAAGUUUUUAAGAAAAUAUUUAUUUCAGCUACAAAUAAUUUUUCAUCGUUAAUGGAAGAAACUUGUUUGUAGUAUUGUAGUAUCUGUAUAUUUACUUAUUGAAAGCCCUUUGAAAGUGUUCACAUUAUAUUCAUUAACAUUGCUGUGAAAUAUUGACUAUGAUUUCAAGUGCUUUGUAUCAAAAAAUUCAUACUAUGCUGUCUGAAAAAUUACACAAUUUGAAAACUACGGUGGAACUUUGUUAAAAGUUAGCCCACUUUAACUUUAAUCUCUGGGUAACCAGUUCCAAUUUAGACUAACAGAUAAAAAGAUGAAAAAUGCCUUUCAUACAAUUAGGCCUGUGUGAAUAUUCAAAUUUUCAAAUAUCAAAAUGAAUAGUUUAUUAUUUGUAUUCAAUUCAAUUUCAAAUACUAACACUUUGAAAAAACAAAUAUUUUGUAAUUUAUGAAUAUGGCUAUGUGGAAUCUUGAAAGCAUGGAAAAAUUUGGGAUUACAGAUGAUUUUCUCAUCUGGUGGGGGCAAAAUUUCCACAGGAUGUAAGUAAUAUUUUGGGUUAUUUAUGUGAAGUUUUUUGCUACAUCUAUCCAUGUAAAUUUAAAAAGACUAAUAUAGUAAAGCCGGAUUUAAGACAGUAAUUGGGAACCAUUACUAACACCCACAUAAUCAGCUAAAGUAUUUUACAGAGAAGAGAGAGUGGCACUAUAAAAAAAAUUCUGAACAUUUGGAUUAGGGAUUUAUAUUACAUUUUUGGCUUGUCCUGGCCAAUCAAAACUGAACUAAUAGCGUCAUCUAAUUUAGAGUUCUAUUAGGAAUACUUGCAAUAAAAUACUUCAAUAUAAAAUUAAAAUUCACUAAUUUAAAAAACAAUAUAAUUACAAAAAUGCUCCCCUAUUGGCUAUUAAGUAAUCGUAAAAAUUCCAAAGACAUUGAAAGUAAAAAAAUGAAAUAAAUAUUGCUAAAAUUAAUGCACAGAUGCAAAACUCAGAAUUUCAAAUAGUAAUUUGGAAUAAGACAUUAAAAUAUAAAGUUAACAAUUUUGAUAGAUUAAUUAAUUUAAAGAAUUUAAAGAAGAAUACUCCUUAUACCACUAAAUCAAACAAAUAUUUUUUACCACUGCUUAAAACUAUAUUUAGGUUUAGAAGUUCCAAUAACUCCCUUCUUUUUAUAUUUAAGUAAUUUGAUAAAUUGAUGCACAAUACUUCAAAAAUUAAAAUAACUACAAAACUUGUCAAAAAUUAAAACAAUAACAAUUUUUGUACAUUGCAUUUUUUAAAUGUUUUUUACUGUACUUUUUAUUUUUAUAUUUGUAGUUUGCUCAUGAACAAAUAAAUUUUUCAGAAAAAUGUUGAAUGUUUUAAAUGCAGUUUUUUUUUUUUUUAUUAACUCUUAUCAAUAUAUGUAGGACUGUUGUAUGUAAUACAUUUAGUGCCUCAGCAUGAAUUGUUGAUGCAGAUGACCAAUGUUAUUGUGCUUUAUAUGCACGUAUUAUUUCAUGUUUUAAUUUUUAAUGUCGAUAGACAAAAUCCACUACACCUAUCCCUCACUUAGCACGACUAAUUUGUUCCUAAAAAUUCUUGUGUUGUUCGAAAUCGCAUAUUCUGAAGCAUUAGUUUCCAUUAAUAGCCAGGCUUAUUUAUUUAAUGUGUUCCAAAAUUGUGUAGGAAAAUAUAUUUUACAUAAUAUAAAUGCGUUGAAUAACAACUAUAAAUAUGUCACACCAUUUAUCUUUAUAUGCUUCCUAUCACACUUUGCAUGACAUAUAUGACACAGCGUAACGGGAGAUACGUGGUUAUGUACAUUAUUGUCAGUCGACUGGCUGACUUGCCCGCCCGGGCGUGACCUUCAACUUCCAUCGCGUACCUUUCCAAACCAUCCUUUACUGACAGUGAAACCUAUAUUACUGUCUGGAUAGUUACAUUUUAAUUUUUCAAAAAUUAAAGUGCUUAUUCGCGUAUCACCACCUGGUUCACACCAUUCAUGUCAGUCCAAUGAUUAUUUUUUUCAUUGCAACAUUCAUUUGAAAACCUUUUCCACGUGAAUCAUCUGUUAAUUUCUGUUCCUGUAUCUAAUGUCAAAUAUAUUCCCGCUAGUACAACCAACAGCAUCAGACUUAUGUAUAUAAACUAUUUGUAAGAACCCUUAUUUCGUACGAUUAUGUGCACAGUUGACUUGCUUAAAACUAAAGUGCGACCAACAUAAGCAUGUCCUUCAUGACUAUCUGCGUGCCGUAAUACUUCUAGUUUUGUCUCACAUACUUGAACACGAUGCAUUAUAAGUGAUCAAGCACAUGCAGUUACCGGCAGAUGAAUGUGCAGCCGUUGCUUUUGUUUGAGUGAAUUACCUACUAUGGGUUCUGCGAAUAUUUGAAAUUUCCGAAUUCAAGUUCGAAUUUUUUGAUAUUUGAUUCGUCAAUUCGAAUCAAAUUCAUUUUACAAUAAUUUGACUUGCAAAAUCUGGCCCGGAUACGCUAAUAUAAGACAAAGCCCCAACCCCCACUCCCCUCCCCAUGUUUAAAAGAAAUGUUAAUGGACGAUUAUAUCUUCCACUUACAAAAAUUAUACAGCGAAACCCCUUCUUUAUGUUACCGUUAUUUACGUUUUCCUGUUAUUUGAACCAUUUUACUUCUGUCCAGUUUUAACCUCAUUUGAUGUAAUGCAAUAAAUUCCCGUUGUUUACAACGUGCCUAUUGCUUUAUGCAGUUUACGCCGUUCGUUUUGAUAAAACUGCUUACUUAAUUAAUCCUAUUACAAAGUAAUCUGAUGUGUAAAUCGUGUUUUAAAGACUUUUUAAAAGUUAUAAACUUCAUCUUUAACGUCUCGGGAGUCUCUUUAUACCGCUUAUAAAAACGUAAGCAGUGCCAGUUUGGUUGUAUUGAUUCCUGUAUUCCCGUAUAGAGCGCACGCACGUAGUCGAAGAUUUAUAUCGAUAGCUCUCAGACUGCAUGCACGCGCGCGCUCUGUCAGGAACCGAGUUAACCCGCAAGAUCGUUGUGCGUAAAGUUACAAAUCGCGUUCUUGUUGUAUCUUUUUUUUUUUUACGUUGAAUAAAAUGGUUUUAUGGCAUCACUCAUUAAAUUAAAUUUUUUGGCGUGCUUUCACAACGUCUACUUUUUAAAUAAACGUACUUUCCAUGAAUAGGUGUUGUUUUUAUGAAUUUCUUCUUUUUUUUUCCCCCCCAUAAUAGUAGCACCCACGGUCUCACCGCUAAUUUUCAAACUUGAUUUUAGAAUAAAAUGUGCGAUGCUUAAGCGAUAAAAACGGUAAAUGUGUUAUUUUUCUUUUGUACAACUUCCUUAUGCUGUGAUAUUUUUAUUAAUAUUUUUAUCCUUGAAAGUCAAACAUGCUAAAUAUGGUAAGCUGUGAUACUUUUUAUGGUCUUUCCUUUAUUUACACUUUCCUGCUUUUUAAACUUUUUUACUUUGACCCCAUGAAAAGUGGAAAUAAGUUUUACUGUAAAUAAUGUGCGUAGCCAUGUUACACUUUAUAAAAUAACCAACUAAAACUGUCAAAUGUUCAAACACACUAAUGAUUGCCAGUCUGUAAAUUUACAAAAUACAGUAAUUAGUGUGAUUUUAUGUUAGUGCUACAGACAUAUAAUUUUUAAUUUUUGAGAAUCUGGUUGUGCUUCUUCAAUAUAGUCUCACUUUAAUUUUAGUUACUUGAUUUAAACUGUGAAUUAUGUGACAAGUUUUUCAAAGGUGGUAUGUUAAAAUUUUUUAAUGAUCUAUGUUAUUUUAAUAAAUAUUCUCAAAUUCGACUCGAAAAAAAUUCUAAACUCGUGAAUUAAGUGAAAUAAGUUUUACUGUAAAUAAUGUGCGUAGCCAUGUUACACUUUAUAAAAUAUCCAACUAAAACUGUCAAACGUUCAAACACACUAAUGAUUGCCAGUCUGUAAAUUUACAGUAGAAUCCCACCGAUACGACCCCCCUAUAAUGCGUCCAUUCCGUUUAUACGAUAGUUUUUUGAGAAACCGUGAAAAAUUUGAGCAGAGAAAGUUGAAAAUUUGAGUAAAAUCGGCUGAAAAACAAGUCUGUUACACUUUGUUGGCGCUAUGUGUUCACGUUUAUCUUGGCAAGCGCUGUACUGUAAGCAGGCAGGCAGGCAUACAAAAGAUGGCUAAAAAUAGAUACCACCCCUCUAGACUGUCCACACUAGCCAAUACCGGUAAACUGCGCGCAUCACCUGAUAGCAUCUACGCCCGCGUCUAUUGCCGUCCCGGUCCCGUGCCUUUGUCUUGCGACUGGUUAGUGUGAUCUUGCUCACUUGUGGAUACGCUACUCUCGCUUGUUGAUUCGGAUUUCUCUUGGUUUUUAUUAGUGAUUAUUGACGACUUAUUAGACACUGUUUCUUGGAUGCCGAUUUGGUUACACUACUGGUUUGGUUUUGUGAAUAAUUGUUGACACACACAUUUGUUUUUGGAUUUUGAUUUGGUAACAUUGUUGGCUUGAUUCUAUGAAUUUCAAGUGUGCAUGAGAGAUAAGAUAAAGAAGGUGAAGAGGGUGAGAGCUGCCCGCCAAUAUAUUUGUGGGAGGGGGAGACCGAGAUAAAAGAGAGUGAGCCCUGCAGCAAGCGGAAGUGGUCAAGGUCGACAUUUACCGUCACACUCUCGCUAGCUAACGAUGCUGCUGGUCGCCAGCCUCCCUCACACACACACACACACACACACACACGCAUCCGUAUAAAAGAUGUAUUUUAAAGUAUAAAUCUAAUAUUUAUUCGGAAAUUACCACUUAUUUAAUUAACGGAAAUACCAAGUUGUCUGACGUGUAAAUUUUCUUUUAAAGACUUUUUAAACGUUAUUAUCUUUAUCUGAUCGUCUGCGUCGCCGCAGUGUACCAGUGUAGAUAUCUUUUCCGUAUAAAAUAAUGUAUUUUAAAGUAGAAAUUUAAUAUUUAUUCGGACAUUACCUCUUACUUAUUUAAUUAACAAAAAUACGAAGUUGUCUGACGUUUAAAUUUUCUUUUAAAGACAUUUUUAAAAGUUAUUUACUCUUUCUGAUCGUCUGUGUCGCCGCAGUGUACCGCUUUGUAAACAUGUAGCCAGCGCUAGUUGGCAUCAUUCUUGUUUGGUUAUGUUGUUUCCCAUAAAGAGCGCGCGCACGUAGUCGAAUAUCGAUAUCUCGCCGAUUGCAUGCAUUGCGUGCUCUUUGUCAGGUGCCGCACUCUUUCGUGGCAAGUUACGCGUUAGUUCACGUCACAGAUUCAAGUGGCUUGCGUUCGCGUCACAGUUUGGUUUUUCUAUUUAAAGUUGAAAGGUUUUUGUUUAAUGAAUUAUUAAUAUAAAUUGUUUGGCGUGCUCUUGUAUACUCCACCUUUUUUUAAAUAAACGUACUUUCCAUGAACAGGUUUUAUUUUUAUGAAUGACUUUACCUAACAAUUUUUUUUUCUCCGCAUAAUCGUCGCACCCCUACUUUUCAAACUUGAUUCCACUUGCUAACAAACUGGUCAAAUUGCAAGGAAUUUAGAUUACUACCACCAUCGGACAUAACUCCCACUGAAAUUCCUAACUUAGAAAAAAAAAUGACUUCAAGUGCCCAAUCACACAUGCACUUGUUUCAUUUUUCAGUUUAUGGAGCUCUACGUAUUUAGAGUAGAAAUCCACAAUUGGGCAGGGUGCCAUAAAUUUUAAUAAAAUUUUCUUAUAACUUAUUUUUAUAUCACAGGGUUAUGUUUAUAUACAUACUAUUCGUGGGAAAGUAUUGCAUUCAAUGUUAGAAAUUUGUUUACCCAGUAUUUGUCACACUUUGGGCCAACUAGAUUCACUGUGGCUCGGGUUCUUUUUUUUUUUUUCUUAAACUAUUUUCUCAUUCGUCGAGCAGAAAUCCUCUAUCUGGUCCUUCUCAUUUCUGCUUCUCGAUCCUCUGGCAUCCAGCACUUUACUAGCGUACAUUUAGGUCUACCACUAUCCAAGUGUCAUGGCAAAACUCUGUUUUCCUUCCUUUCUUUUCAUCAAUUAUAUUACGUUGUGUACUUUUUCUAUCAAUAUCCUCAUGUUCAGAACUCCAGUUCAGUCCGUUUCCACAUCUAACGUGUCGUGAUCGUGGGAAGGGGUUGUGGGUUUGACCUGAAGCCCUGGCCAACUCAAAUUUAUGAGCACGCCAUAUUCUUGGAGGUCCGCUGUUAGACGUGACUUGUAAAACACUUUGUUGUUCACCUUUUGUUAUUCCUGUCAAUGCUUAUAUUGUACGGGCUAGCUCCGUAGCUAGAGCCUGUGAACAACUGUUCUUGAGGGCUUUGAACCACAACGGCCAUCCACACCAUCCUUGCUGUGGCUGUCUUAAGUUGCACGGGUAGGUAGCACUUAUGGGAGGAAACUCCACGUGAUCACAAUGUAACUCUUCCUGCCUUUUAUUAAAACAAACUGCAUCAGUACCAUCCAGAGAGAACUAUACACAGUUUCGGCACUUCCGUUAGUCCAAGUGUUUUUUAAAGUUCCUCUUCGUAUAUUUUGGAGAGAACAAUAGUUACAAACUUAUACCAACUUCUGUGUGUUGUUUGGACUCUUAGCACAUUUCUUGGGACUUCAAAAAGUGUAUGAACAGUGAUUUUUUAUUAACAGGGUUUUUAUCAAUUGUAAUUCGCCAUGGGUUGUUGUAACUAAAAAUUACUAAUGCAAUGUGCUGAGUGACAGUGUUAUAUGCUGUUAGGAUUUUUUCAAUUUGUCUAAAUGUCUUGUUAGCAUAAUUUUGAAAUGUUUAAUGUAACAACCAACUUUCAUAGAUAUUCUUUAUGAGCAAAUAUUUCUAAAAAGGAUAAGUGUAAAUAUUUUUAGAAAUUUUAUUAUGUACAUUUUUAAUAAAGAACUAAAACAAAUCUGUUU
Bacillus rossius redtenbacheri is the source of this 15267-nucleotide messenger RNA. RefSeq names its product protein regulator of cytokinesis 1-like. The transcript has 13 exons. The record is from RefSeq and is a predicted model, not a curated record. NCBI's taxonomy places the organism in Eukaryota, Metazoa, Arthropoda, Insecta, Phasmatodea, Bacillidae. Bases 601 to 2550 code for a protein of 649 amino acids. Gene Ontology annotation, molecular function: microtubule binding. Gene Ontology annotation, cellular component: spindle; mitotic spindle midzone; cytoplasm. Gene Ontology annotation, biological process: mitotic spindle midzone assembly; microtubule cytoskeleton organization.